Messenger RNA from Bacillus rossius redtenbacheri, 9047 nucleotides. Its product is annotated as synaptic vesicle glycoprotein 2C-like. The coding region runs from base 480 to 2456 and encodes 658 amino acids. Gene Ontology annotation, molecular function: transmembrane transporter activity. Gene Ontology annotation, biological process: transmembrane transport. NCBI's taxonomy places the organism in Eukaryota, Metazoa, Arthropoda, Insecta, Phasmatodea, Bacillidae. Gene Ontology annotation, cellular component: membrane. The record is from RefSeq and is a predicted model, not a curated record. The transcript has 12 exons.
UCACGACCGGGAGUGCGAGUGCGUCUCGGCUCGGUCCGACUGAUGCUAGUGCUCAGAGAAGAACGUCAACGGAUUUUUUUUUUUUUUUAAAUGAUAGGACAUUUGAUGAGGCGCGUUAAACUAAUUUUGACGCCCUUUUAUUUAGUUAUUGAUUUUCAAUGUGUGUUUAUUUUCGUAAAUAUCACAGUUUAAUAAACGGUGAUUCCGGGCCGACUUGCAACAACGCUGAGCGGGUGUUGGCAACCCUGGCGCCUCGAUAGGUAUCGACUGCGUGCGGCGCGCUUGUAUCGAUCCGGAGCGCGGCCGGGGUGGAUGCUAGGAGGCUAGGACAGCGACAGUGCGUGGUGGAUGAAGCGGCGUGGCGUGUUGGCUAGUGACUCGGCGCGGACGUGUCGCACCUGCCGCGGGGAGACGGCGCCACGAGCAGGCGAACUGCCCUGUUGCUCGGAGCCAGAUGAUCGUCGGCCGGCUGGCUCGGGAUGCCCGCGAGGCAGCCGUCGCACGCCGGGCCGCGCGGGGCCGGCCCCUACUCGGAGUCGGCGGCGCUGGUGCGCGGCACUGAGGGCAUGUCCUACACCGAGGAGGGCGUGCCCCGCCCCCGCAGCCCCCGCCCCCAGGACGAAGAGGACGGCGGCGAGGACGAGCUGGUGGGCAGCGGGGACUCGGACAUGUCCGUGCUCGCGCAGUUCCACGAGGACGCCAUCAGACAGGCCGGGCUGGGCUACUUCCAGUGGCUGGCGCUGCUGGUGGGCGGACUGGGGCUCGCCGCGGACACCAUCGAGCUGUUCGUCGUGGCCUUCAUCCUGCCCAGCGCCGAGGUCGAGCUGUGCAUCGACGACGCCGAGAAGGGCUGGCUAGUCGCCAUCACGUUCCUGGGCAUGAUGGCGGGCUCGGUGCUGUGGGGCAGCCUGGCGGACCGCAUGGGCCGCAAGAGGACGCUCAUGUCGGCGCUGGGCGUGCACGCCGUGUUCGGCAUCAUCGCUGCGCUCAUGCCCACCUUCGGCACCUUCAUGACGGCGCGCUUCUGCAGCGGCAUAGGUAUCGGCGGGGUGUUCCCGAUAGUGAUGGCCCACUUCGCGGAGCUGCUGUCCAAGGCCGACCGCGCCAAGUACCUCAGCUUCCUGCUCAUGUUCUGGGCGCUGGGAGGAGUGUUCGUGGCGCUGGUUGGCUGGGCGCUCAUCCCCACCACCGGCGCAGACGUGGUCCAGGAGAGCAAGGAGCACUUCAGCGCCUGGCACCAGCUGCUGCUGGUGUGCUGCCUGCCGUCUGCGGCCGCCGUCGUGGGGCUGGUGUUCCUGCCCGACUCGCCGCGCUACCUCCUGGAGGCCGGCCGAGAGGUCGAGGCCAUGAUGGUGUACCAGAGGAUCUACAAGACCAACAACCUGCACAACCCGGCGGCGCGCGCCCAGUACCAGCUGUCCGAGCUGGAGCUGCCCAGCAAGAGGCCAGCUGGCCGGGGGCUGUCCUCCCCGCCCGGCGCGGGCCGCUCCGUGCUGGCCGACAUGAUCUACAGCAUCGAGAUGUUUUGGAACUCUUUUCUGCAGCUCUUCAUUUCCCCUAACCUGCGAGUGACCGUAGUCCUCGUCAUCCUGUGGUUCACAGCUGCCUUCGGGUACUACGGCCUGACCAUCUGGUUCCCCGACUACAUCAAGCAGCUGAAGGUGGACCAGUACGCCGGCAACACCAACGUCAUGACCAACGCCUUCUACAACGGCACGUCGUUCAACGACAGCAUCGAGAACACGCACUGGGUGAACAGCCGGUUCGCGGACUGCCGCUUCCACCACCUGGUGCUCAGCCACGUCACCUUCACCAACUGCACGCUGGAGCGCACGGAGUUCGCCAACAUCAAGUCCAGCCGCACCUACUUCCUGCACUCGGUCGUCGAGGACUGCAGGUUCGUGGACACGGACCUGUCGGAGCAGCACUUCCGCGACUGCCGCCUGCUCAACAACACGGUGGUGAGCCUGGCGGUGGGCUGCCCGCUGGACUUCGACUACAACAUCCACCUGGAGGAGGUGUUCCAGGAGAACCUGGUGGGCCAGCUCGCCAUCCUGCCCGCCGCGCUCGUGUCCGCCUUCGUCGUGGACCGCAUGGGCCGCGUCAAGAUGAUAGGUAUUUCCAUGUUCCUCUCGAGCAUUGCGUCGCUCUUCAUCUGGUUCCUGGACACCAACUCGUCUAUAAUCAUAUUUGAAGCCAUCUUCAACUUUGUGUUCAUCUGCGCAUGGAACGCCAUCGACGUUGCGACGGUAGAAUCCUACCCGACGCACCUGCGCACGACGGGGUUUGGCUUCCUGAACGCGACGUGCCGGCUGGGUGGUCUGCUGGGCGUGGUCACGUUCCGCAACCUCAUCGCGUGGAGCCGUGUCAUGCCCAUGCUGACCACGGCUGCCGUGCUGCUGGUGGGUGGCGUGGCCUCGUCACGGCUGGCCGAGACCAGCUCCGUGCUGCUGUAGCUGCCUCGCGUCGCUACCUGCACGGCACUUCGAGACCAGCUCCGUGCUGCUGUAGCGGUCUUGCGUCGCUACCUACACAGUACGCAGAGACCAGCUGUGUGCUCUUCAGAGGAGCCUCACGUCGUUAACUGCACGGCACUUCGAACCAGCUCCGUGCUGCUGUAGCAGCCUCGCAUUGCACGCCGAGACCAGCUGCAUGCUCCUGUAGCAGCCAUAGCCAUGACAGUCAGUCCUCCUUGCGCACUGUCAUUCAGAAGUAACUGGAAUAUAAUUAGAACACAAUAAAAAAAAAUAUUAAUUUUUGGUACUUAGCAAUGAAAGUACUCUCUCAUUAAAUGUAAAACCUCUUCUGGGGUUUUAAGCCUAGCCUUACGAUUAUAUUUGUUUUGCUUACGGUACUGUAGAAGUAAAGUGGUAUGAAUUACCCGGUUGUGAAAACAAAGGAAAUUAACGUAUAGUUACCAUUAGCGACCAUGAGCUGAUACUGUGGCAAAAAAAUAUAUAACGAUGAAUAUUUUUCUGACUUUAAUCAAAUAGCAGAUAACAAAAAUUAACAAGACGUAGUAAUUUUCACAACCCAUACAUAAAGUGAAACAAAGACUAUGAUGCUGGACCUGGAAUGUGAGGUCCCUUGUGACUAGACUCUGCUGUGUUCUCGGUGACAUGACGCCUGUGUGCUACGAGCGACAGAAAAGCGCCAGCCAACUGGAACCAAGUACGUGUGUGCCGUGAUCCCAAUUUUCCCCUUUUGUAAAAAAUUUAAAUGUUGGGGUUUCUAACGAAGACUAUAGUGUUUUACAAGCACCAGCUCAUAUAAUAUUGUCAUAUCUCAUGUGCUCUUAGGAUGUAAAGUAAAUCACAUAUCACCGUCAUUCUUGAAAAUUAUUCCGUGGAAGAAACUAAAUUUGUUUGAACUUCAAUUUUUUUUUCUCGUGCAUCAAGCAUGUUCUUUAGUGCUUAUGUAUUUUAUUGCUAGGAUACCAAAAAUAUUUAAAGAGGAAAGCAAGAGUAUAGAUAUCGAUAUCAACAAUGUUUAUUGAACCUGUAAUAUGUAGAGGUUUUGUACUCCUCAACAAAAUGUAUAUUGUGUUUUACUCGCUUAUUUUGCUUAAUGUUUCAGCCAUGCUUCCACAAAGACAACUGAACAAAUUCACCCGACAAAAAUUUGUUCAAUUUGGAGCUUUAACACGAAUCGAAGAGUUCAGCUGUUGAACAACAGAACUUCAAUCUUAAUUCUAAAGUAAGGUGUCCAUUAGAAGAUUGAUUCAUCUGACACAUUUAGCAUGACUGCACACUCACUAUCUGAGACCUUGAAGUCCAAAUUUGUGAACAGAAUAAGCCCUGAACUGAGUAAAUUCACAACCCACCAAGUUGUAGCAAUUCCAUCAAAUGUGCUUAGUUCUGUAUGGACAAGAUUAUAUGGUAAAAUCCAUUAAAGGCGAAAUAACACCGAAAAGCAUGUUAACACACCAUACAGGUAUAACACGAAAAUGCAUAUUAAUACACCGAAAAUCAUCGAAAUGUAUGAAAUUAUUUAGCAUGGAGUUAGUACCAAAAUGUAUGUAUUAAAUGGAUAGGAAAUCUUUUUGCUAUUUUUGAUAUUGCAACUUUUAUAUAUAAAAUUUUUUUUUCAUCAUACCAUUGGUACAUUUUUCAAAUGCACAUAUACUUGCUGCUUAAUUUUUGAAGUUCCCAGUAGUUAGACAUGUUAUAUAUUUUAAUUUGUUAUAUGCUCACCAACAGUUGUUAUCACUGCCAAUGUAUGGACUCCCACACUCGUCUGUACCAUAGCAACAGCACAUGAAGGCAGGAUUACCACACACUAACAGUGACAACAACAAAUAUAAACAAACAUGGACAAACAAAACAAACAUUCAAACAGAAAAAAAUAUGUAAAAACAAAAUAAUAUGAACAAACACACAAAACAUGUAAUUACUUAUUACUAAAGACUAUAAAUUACAAACAGAACAUUUAAUCUAAACAUGCUAAACAAGAUAACAAAAGUUUAUGAAAACAUUGAAGGGAUACUAACUUGGUACAAAAAUGAAGAUUGCAAGUGUAAAAGACAGUAGUGAGAAUGAUUACAAUGAAACAAAGACCAAUAUGAUGAUAAUAACAAUUUAACAUAAGUAUUUACUAAGUGAAUAAAAGAAUAAGCGAUAAAGUGUUAGGAAACAUUAAUUUUUCAAAUACUAUAAUUAAUUAAUUCCUUAUACAUAGUAUUUAAUAUACAUAUAAAAAAGAAUCAGCUAAAUGAUAGCCAAUUAAUUAAAGGAUAUUUUCCAACUUAUUAUAAUUAGAUAUUAGUCUACAGAUUAUCAUUUCUGUUGUUAAGAGUACAUAAGGUAGACUUUAGUCGACUAUGAAAUAGUGAAACUCUAAGUCGAGUAUUGUUGAGAAUGUAUUUACAGUUAAUUAUAGUUUUGUUAUAAUUUUUAAUGAAGAGAAAAUCAAGAAGUGCUAUAUGAUCAAGUACAGGAACAAAAUUGAAUGUAUAAGAGAAUUUUAAAUUUAAAUUUUAGUUUUAAUGGAUUAAAUUUGAACAGAUUCAGAGGAAUUUAUUAAAUUCCAAACUAUUGAACAAUAUUCUAAUUUGGUCUUUGGAAUCAGGAUUGGUAGAGUAAAAAGUUAUGUACCUAUUUUAUUAAACCAAGAGACCUUAUUGAGCUUUUGAUUAAUUUAUCUACAUGGAGAUGAAAAAUAUAAUUUUGAGUCAAAUGUUAAGUCCAGAUCUUUUAAGGUACAUGCUUUAGGAAUUACAUUAUUGUCUAAUUUAUAAUCAAAAUAAAAGUGGAAAUAUUUCCUAGUAAAGAAUAUAAUUUUUAUUUUUUUUCUUGUUGAGAGAUACUAAAUUAGAUUACACCAAUUACAAAUUGCAUUAAUGUCAGAUUGACGUAAAAGAAAGUCAUUAGGGGAAGUAUGAUUAUACAAUUUUAAAAUUAUCCACAUACAGUACUCCAGAUGAAUGGGUCUGAACAUGAGAGAUACAUCAAUAAAUAUAUUUUAAAGUAAAAGUGACAAAGGUACUACCUUGAGAUACAUCAGAACUGGCUAAAUAAAAUGAAUUGCAAUUAUUAAUAACAAUUUCUGUUUUUGAGACAGCUUGUAAACCAGUUAACAAAAUUAUCGCAGAGUCCUAAAUUAGAUAAUUAUUUUAUAAGUAGAAUAUCAUGUUUAACAGAACUGAAGCAUUUUACUAAAUCAAAAUAACAGGCAUCAACCUGACCUCUAUUAGUGUAUUGACGGUAUGAUUAAAAAAAUUUAUAAGAUUGGUGGCAGUGUACAUGCCACAUCUGAAGCCAUGUUGCUUGUGAUGUAAUUUAUUUAUCAAAGGGAAAUUAAUAAUUUUGUAAGUAAUUUUUUUGCAAAAAUUGUAGAAAAAUCAUGAAGAGGGAAUAAAUGUUUUGGAAGGGGUACCAGUAAGUGGAAGUAACCUUUAAGAAUAAAAUUAGGAAUUCCAUCAGGACCAGAGGAUGGCUAUACCCAAACGUACUAAACUUUCAGAAAUGUCAGAAACUGUAAUAAGUUUCAUAGUGGAUCUUCUGCUUGAGUUACAGUGUGUACAGAUAAGUUGCUAAACCAAAGAUCCCUAAGGUUUUUAAAAUCAGGAGUAUUGUUAGACCAAGACUGGAUGAGAAAUGAAGCAGAUACAGCAACUUAUUUCUGAUGAGCGAAUGCACGAUAUGGUACAACAUGGUUAUAACAAUUGUAAUAGUGCAUCAUGUGUCGGUCAAAAUAACACAUGUUUUGGUAAAGUAAGUAGCAUUGAAGAAGUUAGUGUUCUAUUUGUUGAAAAUUGUGUCAUCUUCAUGAAUACACAAGAGUUCGUGAAAAAAUUAUAACAGUAACAUGAAAUAUCUUGUUAUAAAAACUAAUUUGCCUAAAAAUAAAACUAUAAAAUCUUGUCUAGUAAUAUGUGAAAAAAAAAAAAAAAAAAAGGCAUUAAUUCCAGUUUGUUUACGACGUGGAAAUGUCAGUACAGUGUAAUAUGUAAUGACUUUGUAGUACACUUGCACGCUCCCCCAAACCAUGUGGUCAGGGUUCAUGACCCAAGCAGAUCCCCUCCACACAUCCUUGGGUAAAGUUAGUCGUCGCAGUACCUUCAAAGCAAGCCGGGCAGUGUAGCAAUGGCUUUGCAGACUAAACAGUGCUGUCUGAAAUCUGCCUGCAACGAAGUAUUAAGUAAUCGGUACAGACCAAGAUUUUAUAAUUUUAUUUUUGGUCCCAUUUAAUUUUUCAAACUGAAUAAAUCGGUGUUAUUGUUUUUAUUUUUAUAAAAGCUGUUUUGUAAUACUUACUCUACCAAAAUGGUGGUAAAAUUUAUAUGCUGCAUUUUUACUACAAAAUAAUUUGUAAUAAGUUGGUCCAAGAUGGAUACCUACAUUCAGAAUAAAAAUAAAUUAGUGAGCAGUUGUGUUUAAAGUUGAUUCAAAAAGAGAUGCGCAAUAAAACAUAUUAAGUAAAUUUUUCUGAUCUAUGCACUAUGGUAAAAAUUUUUGUCAGGAAAUGACAUUCCUUGAAUUUAAAACAUUAAAAGAUUACUAUUUUAAUGUCUUAAGUUAAUUUUUGGUUAAAUGCUGCUAAAUUCCAUGAUAUAACUUUCAUUUCAGUGCUACAUGCAGUAUUAACUCGCAUUUCAGUGUUACGCAGUAUUAUGGCUUGCUUUUCAGUGUUAUUUCAGUUUUAUCGCAAUUCUCCAUAAACUCUUGUCCCUAGUAAUUGGCCUUUCAGAAUGCACACCUAAUCUAGACACUAUAAAUUUUUGAGUCCAUUAUUGAAAAAUUUAUUUGCUAUCAGAACUGAACGCAGCUGGAACGAUUUUCAGAUCAUAUAAUCUCUUGUAGCUUUGUUUAAGUUUGUCAGUUAACAUUUGAUAUUUCAUGUGGUCAUAAAAUUAAUUUAUAUCCAAAAAUUUUAAAAAUGUAUAAGGUCUAUUGAUAAAAAUCACUUGUGUAAAUGUUCAAAACAUUUGGCUUAUAGACAGUAGGUUCGUUCAGCUCUUUGGCAGACAUAAAACACUGAUAAUUGCCAAUAAAUGUAGGGUUCACACCUGUCCAUUCCGUGGCACGAAAAGUUCACCAAAGUUGGCCACUUGCUCAUUCAACUUCGGUAGCAGCUAAAAUUUAAAUUGGUAAUUCUAACCAACCAUUAAAAUUAUUUUACAGUAUUUUUAAUGUAACUAACCUAGGUAAUAAUUUUCAUAUCACAAAUUUUUAAUAUUUACAUCUAACCUAAAAAAUUAUUUAAUUUGUAAACAACUAACAUUUUUUUCCCCCCUUCAGAAAAGUGGCUUUCCUUCUGAAUUACCAAAGAUUUAACCAAUCAUAAAACCUAAUAAAAUACUUACAGCCCAUAUGCUACAAAUGGAUAUUUAAAAUUUAAAUCCUCAACAUGUUAAUUUUUGGGUUAAGGGAGUGAAAAAACUAAAUGUGCAUUAACACAGCCUCGUAAUGGACUGGUGUGAAUCUUCGGUUCCCCAUUGAAUUCAAUGCACUUUUUUUUAUAUUUUUCUUGUCUACUGUUUGAAGAUGUAGUGGGCUAAAAAAUAACGUGGUUGAGACUUUCUUGCAAAGCAUUAUAAACCAGGAGAUAGAUUCUAUAUGUUGUAAAUGUGUCUUAAGAUUGGAGGUUAACAUUUUCAAUAGGCCAUAUGCAUUUCAAUAAAUGUUAAUUUUUUUCAGUCAAAUCAUUUAUCUCUUAUUACUUUUAUUACCAUGAAAUAAAGUCUUGUAGUUGUUGACCAAAUUCAUUUUUAAUAAGUUACUUGUGACUAGAAACUUUUUUAUGGGAAUUUCUGUGCACUAUUUAUAGGUGUUUAUCAUAUGUAGUUUUCUAGCUAAACUGUUACAACUUACUUAAUAGUUACCAAUAUAAUAGUCUAAUAGUUAUGACUGGAAAAAAAAUGUACAUACAUUUCCAAUGGCAGCUAUAGGGUUAGACUAUAUAUUAUACUGAACAAAGACAGAUCAUUAGAAAUAACUUAAAGAAAUAAAAUAAUAUAAGAGAUGUUUCUGUUGAAUAUUAAAACACAUUCUAAAUAAAAUGGUGGUGAUGAUCUACAGAUAGCUUGUUACAGCAGGGCUCUUUUCUUUGCUGAUUUCAUAUGGAGGUAUCUCAAGCUCCCUAGUCGAUUAGUUGGAAACUAUCAAAUUAAUGAUACAAUUUGUGAACAAUCCUCUUGUCAUCUUAAGUUUUCAAUUUAUUAUAAGAUCACUAUAAAUAAUUAAAGACAAAAAUGUUGCAAGUUAUGAAAGACCCACUGUUUUUACUGUGUGUGGUUUGCUAAGAAAUGUUUGUUUAUAAAAUUUCCUACUAAUUUUUAGUGAUAAAAUGUAUGUGGUACUUUUUAUAAACAUUUUUUUUUUUUUUUUUUUUUUGCAGGUUUGUGACAGUCACUGUGAUUAUGUACACAUGCAAAUGAACAUUUACAUACAUUACAAUUAAAGUAUAGAGUUUAAAUGAGCAAUAAUAAAAUUAAAUUUCAGAGUUUAAGUAUAUUAAAUUGUGAUUUUUUUCUGAAAAUAAUUUUGUAGUGAUCUAAAGUUUGUUCUAGUCAUAAACAAACAAAAAACGUUACUUGCAAUGAAAUG